Molecule: messenger RNA, 1053 nt
Organism: Epithele typhae
Lineage: Eukaryota; Fungi; Basidiomycota; Agaricomycetes; Polyporales; Epitheliaceae
Exons: 5
Coding region: 1-1053 (350 amino acids)
Source: RefSeq, a predicted model, not a curated record
AUGGCAUCUUUCAUAGCCCUGUAUCGGGGCUUCGGUUUGCGUCUCUACGCGGCGAACAAACAAUUUUCGCCGGACCGAUCACUUGUCGGAGAUGGUAUGCAACAUGGGGUCGUCGAAUUCCGAGGAGUCGACAAAAGUGACCACAAAGCUCCAGAGAAAGAACCAUACAUACAGCGGGAAGUCGAACUUCCAGCUCCAGAGCUCCUCUCAUACAAGUUGGAAUGUUGGGAUGCUCAAGGGCCUAUACCACCUACCAACGAUUUCCUUUCUCUGAAACGCUUUAUUGUCUCUAACUAUAACCUCAGUCACCACUUCUACGGUGAUGGCGUUCUUUUCACCAUGCUAUGCACCAGCACGGCGUUGCACCCGUUCCACCUGCCAGACUGUAUCCUCUACGAGGAUUGCAUCCUCCUCGAUUCCAUCAAGUUCCCCGACCUUUGCCUUGUUCACCUGUGCACCAUCUCCCUGAGCGACUUCGCUUCCACCCUGUCCCGUAUCACCUUCUCUCACUCAAUUGGCACCACGCACAUACGGCUGGGCGCGAACGAUCCGCGGCCGGGAACAAAGAAAACAAGUCCCGGUAUCGCCAGCCACCCACAUGACAGGGGGCUUGUGUAUGAGCCGCGUACUAUAUCGCUGCAACUCUUGCGCCCUUUCCUUGACGAGACACACCGCCUGCCCACGGACAGGGAGACCGCGUGUUCCCGAGCACGGACGCGCGGUCGUAUGUGUCCCUCGCACCGUGAUGGAGGGCCUCCCACGCGAAGAGACGUGGACAUUGAUCGGCGCCCUGCCACGGGCGGCGGCGGAGGUUGCGAAGCUCCUCGACGAAGGGACGAAGGGGGACCGUCGGAGGGGACUAUGCGCGGCGUUGACGGUGGGUGGGGGCGAGGCGGUUGGUUCCCGGAGCUCAAGACGCUGGCCGUCAGUAUCUUUCGAACAGGAGGUGCCGCGUCAGUCGCAGAGGUGCUGGAUUCCCAGAAGGAUGAGGGGCGCCCCGUUCGCCGAGUGAUGGUGUUUGUGGAAAGUAAGCUGGGGUGGUCGACGAAGUGA